This is a messenger RNA of Phasianus colchicus (ring-necked pheasant), 909 nucleotides long. Lineage: Eukaryota; Metazoa; Chordata; Aves; Galliformes; Phasianidae. The record is from RefSeq and is a predicted model, not a curated record.
UCACUGCACCCCAGCCAGGGGGUGUCCCUGGGCGACACUGUCACCCUGCGGUGCCACCUGCCCCAGCUGGCUGCCUGGGUCCGGCUGUACAAGGAAGGACGUUGGAUACACAGCAAUUACAAGUACAAGGAGCAGGACACUGCAGAGUUCUCCUUCUUGAGCACGUAUCGGGAGCACGCAGGUACAUAUUGGUGUCAGUACCGGCUGCCUUGGUCAGCAGUGGAAUCAGAGAAGAGUGAUCCUGUGGAGCUGGUGCUGACAGAUCGCACAUUCCCCCCACCCAGCAUUUCCCUGAGCCCUGAGGAAUGUGUGGAGAUGGGGACCAAUGUCACCAUCCAGUGCUGGAACAAGGACUAUGGGGCCGCCUUCCUCCUGCACAAGGAUGGGUGCUCAGCCCCCAUCCAACACCAGGACCUCGAUGUGGUGGGCACAGCCACCUUCACCAUCUUUGGGGUGACCCCAGCUGACAGCGGCACCUAUAGGUGCUCCUACCGCCCCUGGGCUUACCCCUUUCUGUCCUCACCCCUUGGGAGUAAUGUGACUCUGGAGGUGACACCCACACCUGCACACCCGGGUGCUGCAGACAGUUCCCAUGGGAUGCUGGUGGUGGCAGUGGCUGGGGGCUGCACUGCUGCCUUUAUCUUCAUCCUCGUCCUUGUUGUCUUCUUCCUCCUCGGUGCCUGCAGACGUCGGAUACAGAGAGAUGAGUGCCCUGGCACCCCUGCAGAAAGGCCUGAGGACAUGGAAUUCCAGGUAAGUGUCCUGGUCAAGGAACCCCAAACCCCAGCCUGACCCUUGGAACAACUCCUCAUCCCAUUUACAGUCCCAAACCCUGUCCAUGCGGAUCCCAGGGGAUCCACAGCCUCAUAUGGUUUGCCUUAAUGUUAAGCACAGCCCCCAAACCCAGAC